AUGCGACCCAACAUUAAGUCUAUGCAAAGUGAGAACGGCAGCUCAAGAUCAAAGUCGGACUGCAACAUAAGCGAAUUAGCAAGAGCUCAUUCCCGACGAUCGGCUGCCUCUGACACCGCUGAACACCGUGUACUGCGAUCAGUCAAGCGCUCAGCUACGGAUCAGUUGUCAUCCCCACACAAAAGACCUCGAGAAGACGACAGCCAAGACAGUCGAUCAAUUCACAGACAAUGCUUGAAGCAGGCGAGCAAUUUUCAGAAGGAGCUUUGCAAGGUCUGGGAGGACCAGGACCGAGAGCGAACUGAAAGUACCCAGAAAAUUCAGCAGCUCCAAAUGGAAAAGGCAGAAGAGAUGGCCAAAUUGAAAAAGGUACUGGUGGAGAACGAGAAAGUCUUGGGCGAAGCAAAGGAAUUACAAAUGGAGAUUAGUCAGUUGCAACAGCAGCUUGAGUCUUUCAAUUCCACCAUGCAGGGCCAAGUGGCAUGGAAUGAUAUCCAGCCGGCGUUGUACCAGGCACACGGUGACCUGGUAUCCGCUGCCACGCAGUUCUGGAGGAGUGUGGAAGCUAUUCAAAACCGAGAGCUGGCUACCUAUUUGCCAGGUUCCGGAGUGGUGUAUGGAGCGUGGCCUGCUCAAGUCAGCGCGCAAGAGCCUCUAGUUUCUACUUCACUGCCGGAAAUUUCUGGGCUUGGCGAAUAUUCCAUUCUGCCCCAGCCAGCGCCAACAACUACAAACUAA
This is a messenger RNA of Penicillium subrubescens, 738 nucleotides long. RefSeq lists its product as uncharacterized. NCBI's taxonomy places the organism in Eukaryota, Fungi, Ascomycota, Eurotiomycetes, Eurotiales, Aspergillaceae. The coding region runs from base 1 to 738 and encodes 245 amino acids. The record is from RefSeq and is a predicted model, not a curated record. The transcript has 2 exons.